AUGGCCAUCGCCGCCCGCAGGCUGCGCACACCGCGCCUCGCCCCGGCGCGCAACCACUGCCGCCAUGCCGCCACCUAUGCCGACAGCCUCGCCGCCACCCUCGCCCACCUCCUGUCGGCCUUUGGCGCCUUCCUCGCGACCCACCAGACCCUGUCGCUCAUGUCGACCGCGCUCGUCAUCUGCAGCCUCCUGUCGCCCGCCAUCAUCCUCACCUUCUCGCCCUCGGGCUCCAUCUUUGACCUCAGCGCCUCGGCCAUCACCCGUCGCGGCCGCGGCGAACUCGUGUGGGAGCUCGACGGCCUGCGCCGCCAGGGCCUCAUCUCGACAGAGGAGGACGUGUGCUGGGACCGCGUGCGCACCUACUACGACAAGACGGGCCGCGAGGGCGGCGGCAGACGCAUCCGCGUCGAGCAGGUCCUCGUCCCCGUCGUCGGCGUCGGCGCGACCGCGCACCGUGGCACCAUCACCAAGGGCGUCCUCCACCGCACCAUGCGCGUCCAGCACGAGCUCGAGCGCCGCCUCGUCGACGGCCAAGUCGAGGGCAACGCGUGCCUGCGCGUCGGUGGCCCGUCGGCGGGCGAGGAACGGUGCGCGGCCCUGAGCCCCGUCGGGUGGUGGGCCGACGAGCAGGCCCUGUUGCGCGACGACGACGUGCACCGCACCCUGAGCAAGGUCCCCCUCGUCGAGCCGACCUUGGCCCGCGUCGGCCUCCCGUUGACCCUGUCCGAGACGUUCGUCGGCGUCGGGCGCGACCGACACGGCACGGUCAAGUCGGCGCAACAACUCGUCCUCACCUUCUUCCUCGACGACGGCCCGUUCCCGCAGUCGCCGUCGCUCCCGUCCCCGACCAACCUGACGCGGUACGAGGACUCGGCGCGCGACGUCGCCGCCCGAGCGUGGCGCCAAGCCGUACACGACGUCGUUGACCACCGCGGGUGGACCUCGCCCGUCUCGGUCGACCCGAUGGGCCUCACGACGAGCGCUCGCGCCCCGACCCGCCACGUCCUCCUCAAGUUCCUGCCGCACCUCACGGUCGCCGCGCACCCGCGCCGGCUCGAGAACGUCAUCUAUGGCGUCGGCUACCUCCUCGUCACGCUGUACGUGUGGCGGUACAUCGGCAAGCUGCGCGCCCACUCCAAGAUGGGCCUGCUCGUCACGGGCGUCGUCGAGUUGACGGCGUCGGGCAUCAUGAGCGUCAGCAUCUGCUGGCUCAUGGGGUGGGACCUCGGCCUCGUUCCCUGGAACCUCCUCGCGUUCCUCGUCCUCACGUCGGGCCUCGACAACAUGAUCCUCGUCCUGCGCGCCAUCGCCAGCACCGACGUCAACCUGCCCGUGCCGCAGCGCAUGUCGGUCGGCCUGCGCGCCGUCGGCGUCGAGAUGACGGUCCUGCUCGCCGUCGAGGAGGUCAUGGCGCUCGGGCUCCUGUGGUGGGUCGAGAUCAGCGUCAUGCGCGAGUGGAUCCGCUUCGGCGCCGUCGUCCUCGUCGUCGACUACUUUCUCGAGCUCACGUUCUUCUCGACGGUCCUCUCGAUCGACAUUCAGCGUCUCGAGCUCGCCGACCUCCUCGUCCAGAACCCGGCGUCGCAGUACCAGCCCGUGGCGCCGGCCGAGACGUCGAGCAAGUCGGUCACGGCGGCCUCACCGGCGUCGGGCUCGUUCCGCCGGUCGGCAAGGUCGGCGUGGAAGGUCCUGCGGCAGCGUCCGGCCAAGACGGCGACCGUCGCGUUCCUGUGGUUCAUCAACGUCAUCCUCUGGGCCUUCUACGGCAGCGAACACUACCUCCCCGCCGCCUGCUCCCACACCGCCCUCUCGUCCGACCGCCCGUUCCUCGCGCCAUCCCUGUCGCCGGCCGUCUCGCGCUCGCUCCGCCUCGGCCGCUCGGCCGUCGAUCCGGCGUCGUCGUCGUACCUCGACGUUCCCGCCGACGCCGGCUCGGCCUUCUGGCACCUCGUCAACCCGGGCAACGCGACGAGCGUCCAGGUCUACCUCGAGCCGCCCGUGUCGGUCCAGUUCUUCACCGACGACGCGCUCGCCGCGCCCGAGAGCCUCGACCUCCUGUCGCACACGGGCACGGGCGCGCACGAGUCGUCGCUCGUCACCAAGGCGGCGCUCGUCGUCCUCCCGAUUGCCGUCGUCAUGGCGCUCCUGUACCUCCUCCUCAUGUACCUCCUCAAGGACGCCGAGCUCCUCCAGGCCCACUGGGGCAGCGAGGAGCGCCUCGGCGGGCCCGAGCGCCGCAGGCGCCAGGCCCAGGUCAAGCAGCAGGGCCCCGGCGCGGGCGUCGUGCGCGACGAGGCGCUCGCGACGCGCCACACGGGCGACGUCGAGCUCGUCGCGAGCGGCGGUGACGCGCUCGUCAGCUGGGCGGCGCUCGAGGCGACGCUGCAGGUGCGCAAGGGCGGCGCGAGCGGCGCGCACGACGAGCCGGUGACGGCGUUCGCGCUCGAUGUCGCGAGCCACGUCGAGCUCGUGUCUCUCGUCGCGCUCGCCGUCGAUCCCGAGGCCCGCUUCGUCGCCGCUGCGACCUCGACGGGCCGGGUCCUCGUCUGGCCGCUCGAGCGCGGCGCGUCGCCCCUCUCGUUCGACGCCGCCUCGACCACCACCGCGCCCGUCGUCGCCCUCGUUCCCGAGACCGAUGCCGCCCCUCGCUCGCCGGCUCGCUCUCUCGACGAGCCGUCGCAGGGCGCGCCCGCCCCGCCGACGAUCAGCAUCAGCCGCAGCCGCACGCCCGAGCAGCUCUCGCCCGCCGCCUUCUACAGCCUCCACCGCGACGGCCAUGUCGUGCGGUGGGACUGCGGCGCGAGCCUCGCGACGGUCGUCGUCGCCGCGCCGUCGGCCGAGGCGCUCGACGCGCCCGUCAAGCGGUGGCUCGUCCCGGCGCCGUCGGCGACCGCGCCCGGGCCCCACGCGCCGCUCCUCGCGCUCGCACUGCCCGGCAGCAGGCUGCAGCUCGUGUCGCUCGCGAGCGAGUCGGCGGGCGAGGUCGUGUUCGACGAGACGGUCGCCGACGCGCAGGGCGCGGCGCUCACGGCGCUCGCGCUCGGCAGCUUCGCCAUCGGCGGCGGCGACGGCAACGGUCAAGCAGGGCUCGGACCGCUGCAGCAGGUCGUCGCCGUCGGCACCUCGACGGGCGCCGUCGCGUUCUUUACGCUCGCGUCGCCGUCCACCCGCCUCGGCGAGUCGAUCGAGGUGGGCUCGCCCGUGCGGCAGAUCCGCCUCGUCGAGGCGCCGCACGACCAGACGUGCUCGACCUGCGGCGAGGCGCUCGUCGACGGCUUCACGGCCCUCGUCUCGACCCGCACGACCCUGCGCGUCCUGCGCAUCUUCAUCCCGCCGACGCCUGCCGCCCUCGAGCCGUGCGCGUGCAACUCGGCCGACGUCGCCGCCGUCGGACGCAGUCGCUCGUCGUCGACCGGGCCCACCCUCGCCCUCGGCGGCAGCCCUCUCGCGUCGCGCACCCUCGGCUCGAGCAUGUCGUCGGCCCUCACGGCCUCGGGCGGCCGACGCUUCUCGCCGCGCAAGAAGCCUCUCACGCCUACUCGCCUGACACCCUUCAACCUCGGCGACGGCUCGCCGCUGCGCCCGAGGCUGCCGCCGCCGGCCCCGAGCGGCGACAGCGUGUCGAGCUCGAGCUCCGGGUCGCCUGUCCAGGAGCGCACGGCGCCGCCGCUCGCGACGCCCGGCACCCUCGCGCCCCCGCCACUCGCGACGAGCCCGCAGGCGUCGCCGUCGCUCGAGCUGGGCCCCGUCGAUGCGGCACCAGGACCUUCCUCCUCGCCGCCGCCGCCGAUGCUGCCGCUUCGUGCGGCCGAGGUCGCGAGCGCGCCCCUCGACGAGCGCAGCGGGUGGGACGUGCUCGGCUCCGGGCGAGGCGCCCAGGUCGUCGGCCUGCGCAGGCGCCGGCUCGCCGAGGCGGACGGCGAUGCGCUCGUCGUGGGCGGCGGCGGUGAGCGAGGGUGGGAGGUGUGGUCCCUCGCGCUCGGCCGGGUCGGGGCAUCGUUCGACGAGGGCUUCGAACGAGGGUCGAGCCCGCUCGGGCGCGUGCUCGAGCCGAGGACGCCCAAGCGGCAGGAGGGCAGGGCGGUGGACGCGCACGAGCCGCUCGACGAGGGCGGCGCCGCGCAAAGCAGCCGGCGGACGAGCCUGACUCUUCGUCGCCGCCUCCCGUCGACCUUGACGCCCUCGUCGUCCUCGAACCCGGCGACGGCCACCUCGAGGCGCGUCUCGGCCGCGCCGUCGAUCCGAUUCUCGCCCUCGACCGCCUCGAGCGCGCCCGACCUGCCCUUCUCUCACGCGCGCCCGGUCACGCCUGCGCUCGGCGGCGAGGCGUUGACGGUCGGACUCGGGAACCAGCUCGUCGUGCUCAAAGCGGUCGAGGAGCAGCAGCAGGACGCUGGGUUGAACGGCUUCCUAGGGUGGUCCUGAGUCUCUCGACUUCCUCCUCGUCAGUAGAUUUGUUGUUUGUACCGUGCUUAUUGCAAACCUGUCAGUCU
Molecule: messenger RNA, 4493 nt
Organism: Rhodotorula graminis WP1
Lineage: Eukaryota; Fungi; Basidiomycota; Microbotryomycetes; Sporidiobolales; Sporidiobolaceae
Exons: 6
Coding region: 1-4425 (1474 amino acids)
Biological process (GO): SREBP signaling pathway
Cellular component (GO): endoplasmic reticulum membrane; Golgi membrane
Molecular function (GO): sterol binding
Source: RefSeq, a predicted model, not a curated record